AUGGCGGAGGACGGCGAGCGGGAAGGGCUGCUGCGGCGCGUGCGGGAGCUGGAAGAGGAGGUGGCGGCGCUGCGGGAGAAGCUCGCGGCGGGGCAGGAGCGCGGCGGCGACGGCGGGAGCGAGGAGGCCCGGCACGCGGGCGGCAAGCGGCGGCGCCCCUUUGACUUCGGCGCGCAYGGGCGCAGGCGCGUGGCGCUCAAGGUCGCCUACCUGGGCUGGGGCUACCAGGGCUUCGCGAGCCAGGAGAACACGGGCAACACGGUGGAGGCGAAGCUCUUCGAGGCGCUCCUCAAGACGCGCCUGCUGGACGACCGGCGCACCUCCAACUACCAGCGCUGCGGGCGCACCGACAAGGGCGUCAGCGCCUUCGGGCAGGUGAUUUCGCUGGAUCUGCGCUCCAGCCUGUCGCCGGAGGAGCUCGCGCGGGACGGGCACGUGCAGGGCGAGCUGCGCUACACGCACAUGCUCAACCGGGUGCUGCCGCCCGACAUCCGCGUGCUGGCCUGGGCGCCCGUGGAGGCGGCGUUCAGCGCGCGCUUCAGCUGCCUGCGCCGCACUUACCGCUACUUCUUCCCCGCCGCCGGCCUCGACGUGGCCCUCAUGGACGCGGCCGCGCGCCGCUUCGAGGGCACCCACGACUUCCGCAACCUCUGCAAGAUGGACGUGGCCAACGGAGUCGUGAGCUUCCAGAGGACGGUGCUGAGCGCGCGCGUGACGCCGGCGGAAGCGAGCGAGGGCGCGCCGGAGCCUUUCCGCCUCUACCAGUUCGAGGUGAGCGGCUUGGCCUUCCUCUACCACCAAGUGCGCUGCAUGAUGGCCAUCCUCUUCCUCGUGGGCCAGGGCUUGGAGCAGCCCGAGAUCAUCGACGAGCUCCUGGACGUGGAGAAGAACCCGCGGAAGCCGCAGUACAGCAUGGCGGUGGAAUUCCCGCUGGUGCUGUAUGAGUGCCACUUUGAGAACGUGCGGUGGCUCUACGACAGCGCCGUGCAGGCCUUCACCGUGGCGCACCUGCAGCGCCUGUGGGCCGCCGAGGCCGUCAAGGCGCGCGUGCUGCGCGACAUGCUGCGCGGCCUCGACGCUGCCCCCGUCUCCACAGAGGCCGGCGAGGCCGCCACGGUCCCCUGGGGAGAGGUGACGCCGCCGGUGUGCCAGCAGCUCAGCGGCUUCGUGGAGGGCGUCAAAGCGCGCACGUACAAGCCCCUGCUGGCGCGGCCCAAGUGCGAGGCGCUCGAGUCCCGCAUCCGCCACUUCGUGCGCCGCGGCCGCAUCGAGAUGCCCCCCGGCUGCGGCCAAGCAGAGGCGCCCGAGCCCAAGCGCAGCCACGGCGCCGCCGCCGAGAACGGCGAGGAGGACGACGAGGCGGUGAAGGCCAACGGCGAGACCGCCCAGCGAGCGCCCAAGCGGGUCUGCAUGGAUGCCGAGGGAUGA
Messenger RNA from Nothoprocta perdicaria, 1428 nucleotides. RefSeq names its product pseudouridylate synthase 3 (gene PUS3). Gene Ontology annotation, biological process: tRNA pseudouridine synthesis; mRNA pseudouridine synthesis. The record is from RefSeq and is a predicted model, not a curated record. Lineage: Eukaryota; Metazoa; Chordata; Aves; Tinamiformes; Tinamidae. Gene Ontology annotation, cellular component: nucleus; cytoplasm. The transcript has 4 exons. The coding region runs from base 1 to 1428 and encodes 475 amino acids. Gene Ontology annotation, molecular function: pseudouridine synthase activity; RNA binding.